ACAGUAACCGUUCCCUUUCUUAGCUUUCCAAAAAGGAGUCACAUUUAAAGACCCGUCAGAUUUCAGAUGCAAUCUUCUUUCUGGGACAGAGUUCAUUUGGAGGGAAAAUAGCUUCAAUUUGAACUCUUUAUACUCUCUCUCUAAACUAUCUCUCGAUUCUCGGUCUUCAAGUGCGUGAAGAUGGAAUGUAGUGAAAGCGAGGCGAUUUUCAAUUCUCUGAAUCUAAACCCCCAACUUUUCAUCAACGAGGUCCUUAAUUUAGUUGACGACUUGGUCGAUGGAGCUUUCGACUUCUUUCAUCUAGAGGCGUCAACACAAUUGAAAGUUGAGGGCACAGAUAGAUCCGACGAUCUAAGCAAGGGUGUGGAUUUCAUUCGAAACAUGAUUCAAUCUGUUCUGGAUAAGCGAUUGGAGAUGUGGGAGAAGUAUUGUCUUCAACACUGCUUUAUCGUUCCACAAGGAUUUUCCCUACCCAAAAUCAAUGAAUCACCUGGUGGCAGUUCAACCGAUCAUACUGUUCUCAGUGACGCGGAGCUGGAUGUGCAGUUAGAUUCCUUGAGAGAUAAACUUGCUUUGGUUGGAAAGGAGACUACUGAGCUGAAUAGAGAGCUCCAAUCAUUGGAAAGGCAGUCCGCUCUAAGCAAUCAAUAUGCUGGGCCUGUUAAUGAAGCACUACAGUUGUAUGAGCAACAGUCUGUUCAUGACAUGUUUCAAGAGUUGACAAGAACUGCGUCAGAGCUUCGUAUGAAAAUGGAAAAGUUGAAGACCAAAAGGGUGGAGGAGACUCAAUGCCUUCGGAUAGAGAGGAUGCACAUACCAAACGGUGAUUUGUUUAGAAAGAAUCGUGGCAAAGGCCUGUACAACGCAACGUCGGAAGAACUUCAAGAAUUCGUAUCCUAUAUAAAGAAUGUGUGAACCUUAGCUAUUGUUGAUCAGCCUUCGUGUAAAGGAGUUGUGUGUUGUGUUUUUGUAGCCAAGUAAGAACUCUUUUGUUUUUGUCUGGAUUGGAUUUGUAAUGUUUGCAUUAGGAGUCAUCUCCCACAGAAUGAAACUAUGAAUUAAACAAUUUGUUUUUAUUUUCUGAUGCACAAUGAUAAACAGAUUUUGAAGUAA
Cornus florida is the source of this 1113-nucleotide messenger RNA. RefSeq names its product protein MIS12 homolog. The record is from RefSeq and is a predicted model, not a curated record. Gene Ontology annotation, cellular component: nucleus; chromosome, centromeric region. Gene Ontology annotation, biological process: mitotic cell cycle; mitotic sister chromatid segregation; kinetochore assembly. The transcript has 7 exons. Bases 181 to 915 code for a protein of 244 amino acids. Lineage: Eukaryota; Viridiplantae; Streptophyta; Magnoliopsida; Cornales; Cornaceae.